Messenger RNA from Umbelopsis ramanniana AG, 2167 nucleotides. RefSeq lists its product as uncharacterized. The transcript has 7 exons. Gene Ontology annotation, biological process: transmembrane transport. The record is from RefSeq and is a predicted model, not a curated record. Gene Ontology annotation, molecular function: transmembrane transporter activity. NCBI's taxonomy places the organism in Eukaryota, Fungi, Mucoromycota, Umbelopsidomycetes, Umbelopsidales, Umbelopsidaceae. Bases 22 to 1845 code for a protein of 607 amino acids.
CACACAUAUAUACUGGAUCGAAUGACAUCAGAGAAAGAAAGCAUUAGCCCGACAGAAGUCGAAUCGCAAACAAAAGCGCCUGUCAAAGGAUCUCCUCCUCCAGACCGAGUCAAUCCAUUAGAAAACUGGGAACGUCCCACGGGAUGGAGGUUCUACUUGAUUUAUGUUGGCCUUGCCCUUUGUGUUCUGUUAGCAUCUCUGGAUCAAACCAUUGUAUCUACAGCAUUACCUAGAAUUUCUUCAGACUUUAAUUCAGCUUACGAGAUUGGAUGGGUUGGUGUCGCAUAUAUGCUUACAAACACAUGCUUCCAACCCUUGUAUGGUAAAUUUGCAGACAUCUUCGGUCGAAAGCCUGUCUUCUUGUUCGGUGUUACGGUUUUCUUGAUCGGAAGUAUUGUGUCUGGAGCUGCUCAAAGCAUGACCAUGUUGAUUGUUUUUCGAGCUGUUCAAGGUAUUGGAGCUGGUGGUAUGAUUAGCAGUGUGAUGAUCAUCGUUUCGGAUCUUGUAUCACUCCGCGAUCGUGGCAAAUACCAAGGCAUUAUCGGCGCCAGUUUCGGUAUUGCUUCCGUCAUUGGACCCCUUAUUGGAGGAGCAUUUACCGAUCAUGCUUCUUGGCGAUGGUGCUUUUAUGUCAAUAUACCCUUUGGUGCAGCUACGAUCUUCAUCAUCAUCGUCUUCCUUCAUAUGCCUCGUCCCAAGGACUCUAUGAAACACAAGUUGGCAAGAAUCGAUUACAUUGGAUGCGUCUUCUUGAUUGCUUCUACCAUCUUAAUUUUGUUGCCAUUGCAAUGGGGUGGCAACCAGUAUGCAUGGAACAGUCCAGUGGUCAUUGCCCUUUUCUGUGUAGGAGGAUUUCUACUCAUUUGUCUCAUUGCCAUUGAAGGAUUCUACGCAAAGGAACCUCUGUUGCCUGGACGCAUCUUGAAGCAGCGUUCUGCCAUGGCCAUUUGUGCUGUCCAAUUCUUCUUUGGUAUGAAUUUCUUUGGAGGUGCCAUUUAUUACACACCCAUUUAUUUCCAAGUGGCAAGAGGCGACAGCGCGACAUCAAGUGGUCUUGAAAUGCUCCCACUCAUCUUGGCGGUCGUGGUUUGCUCUACUGGUUCUGGUCUUAUUGCAACUUACACUGGCCAUGUCCGUCCCCUGGUAUGGAUCGGUCUUGCCAUCCAAUGUGUUGGUGGUGGCUUAUUGUCUUUAUUGAAGAUUGAUUCCAACCGUGGCGAAUUGAUUGGUUAUUUACUGGUGAUGGGAGUUGGAUGUGGUCUUACCAUGCAAACCCUUCUCCUUUGCGCUCAAAGUUCCGUCCCAGCCAGAGACAUUGCUGUCAUCACCGCCAUCACUAGUUUCUUCCGUACCGUUGGUGGUGUGUUUGGUAUCGCUAUCUUUGGCAGUUAUUACCAAAACGUCCUUGCUACCCAAUUGGCGACCCUCAAUCUUAACAUAUCGGCCACCGCUUUGGCUCAAGAUUUCACCCUGGUCAAGACCUUACCCGCCGCCACGCGAACUGAAGUCCAAGAAGCCUUUGUUUAUGCCUUGGAUAAGAUGCGAAUUUUGAUCGUCCCCUUUGCUGGCGUUGCAUUCUUCAUCAGUCUGUUCAUUGAACAUCAUGAACUGCGAAGACGCCCUUCCAUCAAAGCCCAACAGCCAGAGACACUGGUUGUCCUUGAUUCAAGAAUUGAAAAUGAAGUGGAAGAUACUUCCUCUGAAAAAGAAGAGUCCACUGAACAAGAGUUUGCUCAUGGUGAAAAGGAAGAAUCUGCUGAAAAAGAUAACACCUCUAUGAAUCUGGAUGACCCCUCCACUGUGGAUGACAAAAACCAACCUGGCACAGUAGCUGCCGCCCAUUAGGCGCGUUCAUUGAGAAAGGUCGGUCCGGGACAUCAGGAAAAUAACCAUUUCAUAGAAAACAGCCCAGCAUACUCCCAGUAAUUAUUUCCGAGCAAGGAGUAGUGAAAAAAAAAAAAAGCUAGCUCUACUUCAUUUAUUUUUUCUUCAACUCCUCGCCUUGCAUUCACUCACACCUAUCUAUCACUGUAAUAUUACCUAUAAUGCAUGCUGCAUCAUCGCUUGAUGGAGGGAAUUAAAUACUUCAUAUUCAUACUUAAUAAAAAUGACCCACCCCGCAUUCAGAAUGUCGAUUCUUUAAUGAUCAUGUUUUCAAUCUGCUCUG